Molecule: messenger RNA, 1925 nt
Organism: Ziziphus jujuba (common jujube)
Lineage: Eukaryota; Viridiplantae; Streptophyta; Magnoliopsida; Rosales; Rhamnaceae
Product: double-stranded RNA-binding protein 1
Exons: 4
Coding region: 247-1548 (433 amino acids)
Biological process (GO): rRNA processing; regulation of gene expression
Cellular component (GO): nucleus
Molecular function (GO): double-stranded RNA binding; ribonuclease III activity
Source: RefSeq, a predicted model, not a curated record
CUGAGUAGUCCAAUACCUAGCCUCUUCGUCAUAAUAGUUAGCGUUCAAAGACACGCUUUAAAUUCAAGCCCAAACACGGUACCGAACAUUUUUGUUCUUCAAAAGUCUUUUUCGUUCCUCUCUCUAACUGUUCUUUCUUGGCAGCUGACAGAGUUAGUCAAUCGCUGGCACUAAGGUUUACCAGCUAUACCGCAGAGACUCUCUCUCUCGCUCUUCAUUUGGUUGGAACCAAAGUUUUGUGGUUAAAUGAAUAAAUCAGAGAAAGGAAGGGAGCGGCUCAAAGCAAUACGCAUGGAAGCUGCUCACGCUGAAAACUCUAAUAAUGUUGUAUUUGCUUCUAUGCCUUGUAACCUCGCCAACCCAUUGGUUGACACCUCUACAGCUAUGUCUCUGAAUGAAGGAUCUUGUGCUACUUCUAGGUUUGACUUUUACACGGACCCUAUGGCAGCAUUCUCGGCUGACAAGAAAAGGAACAAUGCUGGUGUUUCAAAUUGCUAUGUGUUCAAGAGCCGUUUACAGGAGUAUGCGCAAAAAGUAUCACUACCUACGCCUGUAUAUGAGACUAUCAAAGAAGGUCCUUCCCAUGAGCCUUCCUUUAGGUCAACAGUGAUUGUAAACGAUGUCAGAUAUAAUUCUUUGCCUGGAUUUUUCAAUCGAAAGGCAGCAGAGCAAUCAGCUGCUGAAGUUGCACUCAUGGAAUUAGCUAAAUCUGUGGAUAUUGAUGCAUGCAUCUCUCAACCAGUUCAUGAAACUGGAUUAUGCAAAAACCUGCUUCAGGAAUAUGCACAGAAGAUGAACUAUGCCAUCCCACUAUAUCAAUGCCAAAAGAUUGAAGCUCCUGGUCGAGUACCUCAUUUUUCAUGUACUGUUGAGAUUGGAGGGAUUCGUUAUAUUGGAGCUGCAGCAAGAACCAAAAAGGAGGCCGAGAUAAAAGCUGCUAGAACUGCUCUUUUAGCUAUUCAAUCGAGCACAUCUGAGUCCUUUGAGAAGUCAAUUGGCAACAGACAGUUGACUGUGAUUCCCUGCAAAAAACGUGCAGCAGAAUCGUGUAUUGUUCCCCAGGAGAAUGCGAAUGUUCCAAAGACUAAGAAAGCACGACAUAAGAAGAUGAAGUUGAAAAAGAAACUCUCUGAUGAUAAGGUAUUCCAAACUCAAUUUCAAAAUGCAAAAAAGUUGGCUUCGAAGACGAAUAAGGGAAAAGAGUCAAACUGUGAACCUAAUGCAUCCGUAUUGGGUUGUAAACAAUUGGCUACAGAACCUAUGACAAACCCCCAUGAUGUAAAGGGCCAAAGCGAGAAAGUAAAGUCUGUUGUUGAAGGUACUUUGGUUCCCAACAUGGAUGGUAAUUCCGCAAAUGAGCAGCCGACAGUUUUGGAUUUCAAUGUAAGCAGUGACGGGAUCGUAACAAUGUAUUGUGGAGACACAACUCUGUGUUCAAACAAGGCCAAUGAGGUGUCUGGAUUUGGAGAAGUGGUUUUGCCCGUAAACAAUUCUUCUGUGGAUCAGCCAAAGGCUUCAAGUAUGGUUGGUUUAGACCAGGUAGAGUAGAAGAAGAUUCAAGCUGUCCAUGUUAGGACCUAGAACAAAGAGGGAUUUAACUUCUUUGUAAUCUGUCUUUUAUGGACCAAAUAAGAGAAUGUCUUUUAUGGACCAAAUAAGAGAAAUUUGGAGUCUCUUUUGCAGUAUUAAAGUAGGAAGUUUAGGUUUUGAUAGGUUAAAAAGAUAGUAUAAAAGGGAUAUAUUUGCAAUCCUCUGACAUUUGCUUGCAUAUCAUAGAAGAUUUUGGAUUAAUUUACAGAAAAUCAAUGUUACAAUUCAGAAUUACCACAUUUGGUAUUUUAGAGUAGUCAAAUCUCUUUCGUGUACCUGCUUGAGUACUUGUUUAUUGUAGUAGUGUCAUUUUCAUUUCAUGUUUUUCUGUUUUA